Messenger RNA from Camelina sativa (false flax), 820 nucleotides. The record is from RefSeq and is a predicted model, not a curated record. NCBI's taxonomy places the organism in Eukaryota, Viridiplantae, Streptophyta, Magnoliopsida, Brassicales, Brassicaceae.
AUGGUUGAUUGGACCGAUGAUUCCAUCGGCGUAUCUUGGGAGGCAAUGAGGGGGACGUUGAUUGGACCGAUGAUUCCAUCGGCGUAUCUUGAUGAUAGGAUAAGUGAGGAUAGAGAUUAUGGUGCGAGUUUGUUGAAACAGAAAUCAGAGGAAUGUAUGGAGUGGUUAGAGACUAAGCCGGUUCAGUCGGUUGUGUUUAUCUCGUUUGGUUCGUUUGGGAUUCUGUUUGAGAAGCAACUGACAGAGAUAGCUAUUGCUUUACAAGAAUCUAACUUGAACUUCUUGUGGGUGAUUAGAGAAGCUCAUAUCAAAAAACUGCCGGAAGGGUUUGUGGAAUCGACUAAAGACAGAGCGUUGUUGGUUUCUUGGUGUAACCAGCUUGAGGUUUUAGCUCAUGAGUCGAUAGGUUGCUUUUUGACUCAUUGUGGUUGGAACUCGACAUUGGAAGGGUUGAGGUUGGGGGUUCCUAUGGUUGGUGUGCCUCAGUGGAGUGAUCAGAUGAAUGAUGCUAAGUUUGUGGAGGAUGUUUGGAAAGUUGGGUAUAGAGCGAAAGAGGACGCUUGUGAAGGGAUUGUGAAGAGUGAAGAGGUGGUGAGGUGUUUGAAAGGAGUGAUGGAAGGAGAGAGUAGUGUUAAUAUUAGAGAGAGUUCUAAGAAGUGGAAAGAUUUGGCUGUCAAGGCAAUGAGUGAAGGAGGAAGCUCUGAUCGGAGCAUUAACGAAUUUAUAGAGAGUUUAGUGAAGAAACAUUGAUUUUAACUUUGUAAAUCACGGUAAUGUAUGUGUUUGUUGUUGUUGUUGUAUAAGAAGAGCAUUGUACCGA